AUGAAGGGAAAGCAGAGCAGCCUGGGCGACCAGACUGGAGCCGCCCAGGCGCACGCCAAUCCAGACUUCGGGCGCGUCGGUGGCCGAAAGCUGCCCCACGCCUGGCGGUCGCUGGAAGCCUGGCGCAGGCCCGCGCGUGGGCGCCAGCACAAGGCCUCCGCCCUUGCGGUCUGGUGUGGGCUGGUGUUGAGGCUGGCGUAUACGGGCCACCUGCGGCAUGCGGUUUUCGUGACAAUCGGCACAUCUGCCCAUUCGCGGCCCCUUCAUUGCUGGCAACUCGACGGCGCGACUUCGCGGCGCCUGCCAAGAGGGCCAACCGCCACUGUUCUCCGCUGA
Molecule: messenger RNA, 336 nt
Organism: Prorocentrum cordatum
Lineage: Eukaryota; Dinophyceae; Prorocentrales; Prorocentraceae
Source: the annotation of a GenBank genome assembly